CUGACUGAUUCUCUCUGCCUGCCUCUCCUCUAACUGACGAUGACUGAAGCCCAGCUAUUUGUCUUACAGGAUGAGUUCACCUGCUCACUGUGUCUUGAGACCCUCAGGGACCCCAUUUCGAUCCCCUGUGGACAUAGUUUCUGUCUGAAAUGCCUCACCAACUACUGGGAUCAAAGCCAAGUGUGCAGCUGUCCUCAGUGCAGAAGGACUUUCACAACGAGGCCUGAACUGCACAUAAACACUCUGCUGAGUGAAGUUGUCAAGAAAUUAAAGAAGAAGGCAAUUAGACGUCCUCCUCCUCCUCCUCCUCUGUCUCAUAAUUUUGCUGGCCCUGGAGAUGUGGAGUGUGACUACUGUACUGGGAAGAAGCUCAAGGCGGUGAAGUCGUGUUUGACCUGCACAGCCUCCUACUGUCGUACUCACCUGCAGCCUCACUAUGAGGGAGUCGCCUGGAAGGAUCACAAGCUGACUGACCCAGAUGUAAAUCUCAAGGAGAAACUAUGUGCUAAACAUCAGAAAAGUUUGGAAAUAUUUUGCAAAACUGAUGAGAUGUGUAUUUGUGCAAAGUGUGUAGUGACUGAACAUAACAAUCAUAAAAUGGUUGAGUUGGAAAAGGAAAGAGAGGAAAAACAGAAACAGCUGGAGUCGACACUGAGUGAAAUCUGGAAGAAACUUGAGAAGAGAGAGAAGAAACUCAAGGAGAUGAGGAGAGCAGUGGAGCAGAUGAAGAUCUCUGUGAAAAAAGAGGUAGAGGAAAAUAAGAAGAACUUUGCUGAUCUUAUUCGCUGCAUUGAGGAAGCCGAAAGGAAACUGAUUGAAAGGAUCAGAGAACAAGAAAACAGAGAAGUGGAGAAGGCUGAAGUAGUCAUGGAGUUACUUGAGAAGGAGAUUGAAGAGUUGAAAAGGAGAAAUGCUGAGCUUAAUGAGCUUUCAGAGACCAAGGACCUCAUCCACUUCCUGCAGCUUCUGAGCACUGACGGGAAGCUGAUAGCAUAA
Erpetoichthys calabaricus (reedfish) is the source of this 996-nucleotide messenger RNA. Its product is annotated as E3 ubiquitin/ISG15 ligase TRIM25-like. Gene Ontology annotation, molecular function: zinc ion binding. Bases 40 to 996 code for a protein of 318 amino acids. The transcript has 4 exons. The record is from RefSeq and is a predicted model, not a curated record. Lineage: Eukaryota; Metazoa; Chordata; Cladistia; Polypteriformes; Polypteridae.